Molecule: messenger RNA, 1381 nt
Organism: Rubroshorea leprosula
Lineage: Eukaryota; Viridiplantae; Streptophyta; Magnoliopsida; Malvales; Dipterocarpaceae
Source: the annotation of a GenBank genome assembly
UUUUUUGGUUAUUUGGUUUAGUAAGCUGUAGACGUGUUGAAAUACGAUUGGUCACUGCACGAAAAACCGUAAUCCUCUGACUGUAGAGAGAGCAGGUCGCCGGUGGCGAGCACGGGUCAUGCCCAAUUAUCCAUCCAUCACAUCAGGAGGAAUCUGAAGUAAUAUAUGUAUGACUAUCUUUGUCUGAUAUUUGAGUUUGGUUUUUAGAGAGCGCAGAAAUGGCGGAGGAGUCGCAGACUUUCGUGAAGAAGCAUUGGGAAGGGUUCAAGGAGUUCUGGUCCGAAAGGUUUUCUUUCCUAGACAACUAUGCCAGAUUUGUCCAGCGUGAGACGCCGCUUCCCCACUGGUCCAGCUCCGAUGUGGAGGAGUUCAUCGCCUCCGAUCCCGUUCACGGUCCCACUUUGAAGACUGCUAGGGAGACAGUAAAGUUUGGGAUGGCUGGAAGUGCCAUUGGAGCAGUAUCAACUGCAGGUGUUGCAUGGAAGUACUCGAGGAGUUUACAUGGUGCCGGACUGUCCUUCCUAGCAGGAGCUGUUUUUGGUUGGACAUUUGGACAGGAAAUUGCAAACCACUAUUAUCAACUUUAUAGGUUGGACACAAUGGCUGCACAGGUCAAGUAUUUGGAGUGGUGGGAAAAGAAGUGCCAUGAGCGCCCAUGAACCUGGUUUGAUGUUGAAAGCAGUACCAUGACUUUGUUUUAGUUUCCUCAAUAAUAUGAUGAAAUGCUUCAAUGUUGAAAAUGGAAUGAUCGAUUCCAUACUUUCGCUUUAUGUUGGAAAGUUUACAGUAGAGUUUGAGGGAUUUUGAAACAUUUCAUAAGAUGCUGCAAACAAUUCACAAGGUACUGCAAUCCUCUACUUAGUUGCAUUGCCUAUAGAAAAGUUUGAUGAAAACCAAUGCCAAGAAAUCCAACACCAAACCCCCCAUGUAGCAAAUAAAUAGAGUGCUUUGUCUGUGCAUGUGAUGAUAACGCACAAGAUUACCUGGGCAGAGUUCAUGAACAAGCUACAAUCUACUGGUACAUGCAUUUAAAGUCUUCAAAGAAGUUCAUGUAAUGUGAGGUUAAAGUCGAAAUACCCAAUACGUAAACGUGCUAAAAAUUAUUAGUAUUAUCCUCAUGAAAGAGCCUAUUAGAAUUUGUUUGAACGUGUGCAUAAAGAUCUUAAAUAUUGCAGCACCUACAAAAUAGGGCUCCAAAAAAAGAAAGAACAUUUAUAUAUAUAUAUAUAUAUAUAUAAAUUAAACUGAUAUACAAUCAUCUACUCAUUCAUAUAUCCAAGUGGAGGAGGCCUCCUGUUUCUAGCUUUCUUUAUUCUUCAUCAAUUUCAUCCAUCUGCUUCCAUUUCCACAUCUGAAAGAGGAAUAAAUUCCAUCCAAAUAU